Messenger RNA from Botrytis byssoidea, 1599 nucleotides. RefSeq lists its product as uncharacterized. Gene Ontology annotation, molecular function: DNA-binding transcription factor activity; sequence-specific DNA binding. Gene Ontology annotation, biological process: regulation of DNA-templated transcription. Bases 1 to 1599 code for a protein of 532 amino acids. The transcript is spliced from 7 exons. The record is from RefSeq and is a predicted model, not a curated record. NCBI's taxonomy places the organism in Eukaryota, Fungi, Ascomycota, Leotiomycetes, Helotiales, Sclerotiniaceae.
AUGGACGUGAUGGAUGAUCGAGCGCAACAGCACUCCUACAUCAAUGGCCCCAGUCUAGGCCAAAUUCCUGCUCGAACAGUUCCAAUCAUUCAACAACCCACUCUACAAACCCCCGCUCCAUCUGGCGACGCAAUGGAUGUUACGCCCCCCGGUAGCGCGGUAAUGGGACCUCCUUCGAGAACAAGUCCCGACCACGAAGCAAACAGCAUUCCAGAACACAUGAUGGUGGAAGAUCAACCCAGCUCAGGUAGCUUGGCGACUCCUAGUGCAGCUGCCGCAGCUGCGGCUGGAGGAGGAAUUCAGCCAAAAGUAGUGCAAACUGCAUUUAUUCACAAAUUAUACAGUAUGUUGGAAGAUGUUAAUAUUCGACAUCUUAUCUCCUGGUCCGCUACCCAGGACAGCUUCGUUAUGUCACCAUCUAGCGAUUUCUCAAAAGUCCUUUCACAAUAUUUCAAACAUACCAACAUUUCCUCUUUUGUACGCCAGCUGAAUAUGUACGGAUUUCACAAAGUCAGUGAUGUCUUCCAUCAAAAUGCGCCGGAAACGCCGCUGUGGGAAUUCAAACAUGGACAGAAUAGCUUCAAGCGCGGAGAUGUCGUCGGGUUGAGGGAGAUCAGACGACGGGCCUCGCGACAAUCUCUCGUUCAUCGAGAUUCAUACUCUGCCCCCAAACCACCGCUUUCGCAACCCGGAACUCCAGGCGAACCAAUUCAACCAAUUCAGGAAUCAACGGAGUCUAGACUGAUACAAUUGGAACAUGGUCUUUUUGAGAUGCAUGCUAAACAGGCGAGAGAAGCCGAUAAUCAACAGUUUUUCCACGUCAGACAUCAGGGUAUGAUGGAUAUUCUGACUCGUGUCCUACACAUGAAUUAUGAGCUAUCUAGGAUGAUAGCCUCUUUAUCUGGUCCAGAUUCAGGUGUACAUCGCGACGUUGCUGCCCUGCAAGACGAGAUCCAGCGACACAUGGGAACCAUCAGAGGCAUGGAAGAAGUGGGCGAACCCCCCGCCUCAAGUAGUCGACCAUAUUUCUCGAAUUUGCAAAUGGACAAUCCCCCAUCACCUCGCCAAGUACCCCAAGACGACCCUCGUCGUUCGUCAUUCCUUGGGGUUCCACCUCGCAAUUUCCAUCGACCUCCUAUUCCAUCGCAUUUGUCUCUCUCUGCUCGCAGAGGGUACGGCUCGAUUGGAGGUACAGUCGGAUGGCAACCUACUUCAUCCCCUUUCGCGUCAGGUCAAUCGUCGUCACACUAUCCGUCAUCUCCCAAGAGAACAGCAACGCACAUGGCCAACGAGGACCAACGAAUUCGCGAUAGUUUUAGCAUGUACUCACUCGCCGGAGCAACGCAUGGCCACAGCAUAUCUCGCCCAACAACUCCUCCAUACACCAACGGAAAUGCGGCAGAGCAUCUUAAUAGCUGGUCCUGGAGCGGAUCUAAGGAGAGAGAAAGACCAGGUCUCUUCAGAGAUAAUUCAGGGCCCCCUACUCGGCGAGGAAGUAUGGCACAUAUCUUGAAUCCAGCUGAAACUGCGGAACGCGCAGAAGAACACGAGGAAGAGAUGCUCAGGGAAGAAGAUCGCAAAAGAAAGCGUCUUCAAUAA